Molecule: messenger RNA, 240 nt
Organism: Colletotrichum lupini
Lineage: Eukaryota; Fungi; Ascomycota; Sordariomycetes; Glomerellales; Glomerellaceae
Exons: 1
Source: RefSeq, a predicted model, not a curated record
ACGCUUAAUACGUUAAUAGCGGGUAUUACGAGGAUUAGUUUCGGCCUAGGUAAGGAAAUCGUCGCCCUAAGUAUAAUAAAAAUAGAGAUAUAUUUCGGAACGAUAACUUUUUAUAUUUUACUUAUUAAUACCCCAUUUCUCCUAUAUCUAAAAAAUAUAGAUCGACUAGGCAUUAUAUUUAAUAAUAUAAAGAAUAGAAUCUUUAGUAAUAAGCACUUUAAAAUAAUUAAACGACGAUAG